Molecule: messenger RNA, 1050 nt
Organism: Penicillium salamii
Lineage: Eukaryota; Fungi; Ascomycota; Eurotiomycetes; Eurotiales; Aspergillaceae
Source: the annotation of a GenBank genome assembly
AUGUCUGAAGCCCUUCCUGAAAUGCAAUACCGGUUCCUCGGCCGGACCGGUUUGAAGGUUUCGGUCAUCUCACUGGGAAGUUGGCUUACAUAUGGCGGACACGUCGGGAAUGAAACCGCUCUUGAAUGCAUGAAGGUUGCAUACGAUGCCGGUGUCAACUUCUUCGACACAGCCGAGGUAUACUCCGGCGGUCAGUCAGAGGUCGUGCUCGGAGAAGCUAUUAAAAAGUUUGGCUGGAAGCAGAAUGACUUGGUCAUAUCCACCAAGAUCUACUGGGGCAAGGCCAACAGCGCCAACCCAAACAAACCCCUCAACAACAAUGGCCUUUCCCGCAAGCACAUCAUCGAGGGCAUGAAUCUCUCUCUCCAGCGGUUAGACCUUCCAUACGUGGAUAUCGUCUAUGCCCACCGGCCAGACCGCGACACCCCAAUGGAAGAAAUCGUCCGCGGCUUCAAUUACCUCCUGGACCACGGCAAGGCCUUCUACUGGGGAACCUCCGAGUGGUCUGCAAGCGAGAUCUCCGAUGCCUGGCGCAUUGCCGACAAAUUGGGUCUGGUGGGUCCAGUCGUCGAGCAGCCACAGUACAAUCUUCUGGUGCGCGAGCGUGUCGAGCGGGAAUACCGCUGGCUAUACGAUGCCCACGGGCUCGGUCUGACGGUCUUCUCACCGCUGAAGGGCGGCGUGUUGACCGGCAAGUAUAAUGAUGCUUCUGCACCACCGUCGGGUUCGCGCCUGGCAGAGUCAAACGAUGGCUAUGUGCAAAAUCUGCGCAAGACUGUCGGCGAUGAUACAUGGCAGCGUCAAUUGGACCAAGUUGCGGCCUUGAAGCCGGUUGCUGAGGAAUUGGGUGUGCCUACCGCGCAGUUGGCCCUUGCGUGGAUUUUGAAGAACCCUAAUAUCUCCUCCAUGAUUACUGGUGCUUCGCGGCCGCAGCAGGUUUUGGAUAACAUCCGGGCUUUGGAACUUGUUGACAAGUUGACCGACGAAGUCAUUGAGAAGAUUGAGGCUGCUGUUGGGAACCAGCCUGCUGUUGAAAAUAGACGGUUUUAG